AUGACAGGCGACAUUCGCUCUAAAGCGCUGCAGAAGAUAGCUUCGCUAUCCGCAAGUAGCUCCACGACAUCAUUCGACCGAUCCGACCUCGACCGACUGUGCAGGGCGUGCCACGCCGGCGCGAAGAGCAAGGACUACGUCAAUGGCUAUCAGAACAAGAACUCUUUGGGCCGAGUGCCUAUGUCCAUUCGCGAAUUCGAGGUCUUGAUAGCAUUGUGUAAAACGGCCCCAAAAAUAAAGUCAAACCAGAGCGCCCAGAGGCUUUCGUACCAGCUUUUCCCGUAUAUUCUCGAAGCACAUAUACAAAUCUUUGUUCCGUCGCCCUUCUUCCGCAAGAUCGAUCCGUCUCCUUCCGAAUCCUUGGCCUUUCAUGUGACAGGGGCUCUGCUGUCUCUUGGCAUCAACUACGACGAGCUUCAGGAGAAUGUUACUGAUAAGAUCUGGGCCUUUGUGAACUCUUGUAGAAGAGCUACCGAGAGUAUCGUCUCUCCUCAGGCGGGAGACCCCGAGAAUCCGCACUUGGAGGACGCGGUUCGAACUGUGACAAUUGCCGUGGCCCUUCUUGGAUUCCUCGAUGCUGCCGCUGCUCAGGCCGAUUUCUGGAGAGCCGGUGGUCGAUUGGCUCUGAUCAAGAAGAUCAGGGAGCUACUUUCCGAGCCGUUUCUCAUCGCGGUUGAAACAGCACUAUCCACUAUCCGCAACUGUCAUAGCCAGGACCGCGAGAUUAAAGAGUGGAAGAGAUAUUUGCGCCACUAUGCUUCGUCUGGACGACCUCUUGGAGCUAUGCUUCUGCACCGAAGCUUUGCCUGUCUCAUCGUGGCCAGCACUUCGUUGAUGGUGAAGGACCCUCGCUCUCUGAGACAGUCGCAUGUGCUGGAUAUCUAUAUCGCCCAAGGCGAGGAUUUGCGCAACAUCGCUUCCUCUGCGCACGAGGGUGAUUUUAAGACCGUCGAGGACUACGCAACAUUGGCUAUUGAAGAGAUCCAGUAUAUUGAAGGUGGCGCCGACUUCAUUCGCAUGGGAUCGCCUGACCAGCAGAGUCUCGCAUAUGCUGUAAAGGCCGCGGCUCUUAUCUCCUACUUGAACUGUGCCUUGCUCAACGAAGAUGCUGCUGAUGCGGAAGUUCUCAUGAACUGGCUUCAGGAAACCCUGGAUGACUCUGCUCAGAUGGCCGACCCAACCCUUGCUUCGGUUACGUUGAAAUGCUUGGCUCUCAUCUGCCAGAUCUCGCCCUCUUUCUCUUCCAAUGUCAGCCGUAUUCUGCCUCGAUUCAUCGUGCAAGAUGCCCCCCAGAAAGAUAUCGUCACCAUCGCCUCCAACAGUCUGGCUUAUGCCCUCAAGAUGCUCUCUAAGGAUGCCGUCAUCGGCACACUCUACACCCUGGGUAACGUUCUUAGCCCUGGAUCGGAUCAGGCGUUUGGAAAUGGUCAGAUUGAUGGGUCAGUAAGCGAUACAGCACUCAAUCCAAUCUAUCCCAACCGUCGGUCUAUAGGGAGCUCCAUAUCUCUCCAGAUGUAUGGAGAGGAAGAGACCGCCAUCGUCUCUGGCAAUGUUGUGCAAACAAUUUGUGGAAUUGCUGCCGUUUUCAAGGAUGAGAAGAUCACUGCACUGGCCCAGUCCAUGCUCCAACAGAAGCUUGAAAAGGUUAACACGGGGGUAGAUGCUCGAAUCAUCAGCGGAGCGGCAGCUCUGGCUCUUGAGGGCGGUCAGCUGGAGUUCCGCUCUUUACUCAAGUUAUUUAGCAAACUGUGCCACACUGGAGUCAUUGAGAACCAGCUAUUUUUGCUUGACGCCGUGAGAAACGCCCGUACCUUCAUAUCUGCCAACCUUCGACGUGACUCGCAGUUGUUCGAUAUCUACUUUGAGCACCUGCUUGACAACAUCAUUGGGCUUGGUGAUGUUCACUCUUCUGGUCAUACCAAGGAAUCAGAUGUGCAAAUGGCUGCCAAUGAGAUUGCCGAGCUUCUGCAUCCAUUGGCGGUCUUCAUGUCCAGCAACGAUUUUGCUUCUGAGCCCAUUACCGACGACGAGACAUAUUCUCUUCUCAGGGAUGCUUGGUUCAAUAUCGUGGUGCAUGGCUUCACCACCAACACGGAUCGUGGCAAGCAGUAUAUGAGAGAGUUGCGCAUGAUUGCUAUACACUCUCCACCCCUGGUGGCUGAGCAGCGAGGAGAGCAGAUUGAGAGUGACAUUGAACUCAAUACCGUUCUGCAACGAGGUAUGAGCGGCGACAGAGAAUCUUUGCAGAAGAAGCUCCUGAGUGAUCUUGUGCCGACAAAGGCAAAUGACAUUAGGAGCCUUAGCUACCGCAAGGUAAUCUUCCUCCAAUCUGCUUACCUUAUGGAAAUCCUUCGAGCCGACUCAGGUGAUUGCACCAAGGUCUUAUCCUACUUCUUGGAGCCAAGCAUGUCUAAGAGUGAGGUCAGCAGCGCCAUGGAGGGUGUUGCCGCUGCCGUUAUGGACAAGUAUAUUCACAAGACGCAAAGUGGCACAGAGCCAACCUUUUCAGCCCAUUACGCCGCUGAACAGCUCGCUACUAUCUUCUGCGGUUGCUGUCAUCGUAUCGAGCGAGUCCAGCAGGCUGCAUUCGUUUGCGCAGACCGCAUGCUUCGCGAGAUCCCCUCGGUCAUCUCUUACCGAUCAUCGCUCUUUGCGUUGAUAGAGCUGCUCUCUUUGAUGUGGUCCAGCUGCUUGGAAGCAGAGACAGAUGUCUACGCUCCUCGGUCUACUUUCACAUCCGAACUUGGCGGAGUGACUGUGCAACUUUCAGACGACUACGACUUCCGACGAUGGACCAUGGAUAUCCUCAACCGCAAGGCCAGAGUAUGGGUCAACGCUGCCAUCAAUGUCUCCCCUCUGGACGUGAAGGGUAUCUUGCAGACUUAUCUUUCUGAGUUUAGUGAUGAGGGAGCCUAUGGCCAUGUUUCUCUGGGAAGAUCGUUCGCUCUCGAGAUGGGAUCGAUUAUUCCCUCAACAGAUAACCGCCUUCAAUCCAUGGACAAGAUUGGUAACUCGAGCGUCAACACGGCAUCUGCUUUUGUCGCGCAGUACACAACUCGCCAAGAGUAUCGCUAUGGCGAGACGCUCCCGGACCGUGGCACAGAAAUUAUGAGUUUUAUGAACCAUAACCGACGUAUGUCAUUCGUGCAGUCCUCCAUAAAAGAGAGCGCCAACGCCACUACUGCACUAGCUCAUAUUGAGGCUCGAAUUCUCAGCAAGAAGAGCACCUCCAUCACUGAGGUUCGAGACAUUCUACGCAGGGCAGCUGCCCUUCUUUGUCGCACAAACAAAGAUGAAGCUGCUGUUGCCCAUCAUCUCGUGAGCAUCCCGUUCGCUCUUUUUACUAAGCAGUCAAUCAAUCUUGGUGUUUCUCUGUGGCUUGGUGUGAUAAAUGAGAACCCAAGGCAGGAGUCGAGGCUGUUGAACGAAAUUGCUCAGCAAUGGGAGUUUACUCUUACCCGAAAAGUUGGCCUUUUCAGCCCAACCUUGAAUCAUAUUGACCCAUUCUUCUUGAAGGAGGAGUUCGCACCCAGCGAGCUGGAAGCUUUGGCUAAGAAAAAGCAACUGGUGCAUGACAUUCUUGCUCCCCAUACCCGGCUGCUCCAGUUCUUUGCCAGUCACUAUAACGCUACCAGACUCGGCAGCCCUGAUAUCCAGAAGGUGUUCCUCCGCAUGCUCGACCUUACCCUCGAGGCGAUGAAGCAAUGUGCAACUCACCCUAUGGCUAGAGAGAUCCGAUUCCAGAUUAUUAUGUUCGGUCUCCGUGUCUUGCGUUCCAGUACCACCUUGAAACCUGCAGCACAGUGGAGGCUCAAGGAGAGAAUUCUUGCAGCCGGCCUGUCUUGGUUCAAGUCAUGCCCCAAAUGGUCAUUCGGAAGCAAUCUUUUACAGAUGAAGACCGAGAUUCGUCUCAUCUCUGACGUUCUGGCAGCCCUGCAGCAGGUCUCUUUCAUCGGCGCCCAGACUGUUGGCAACGUAAAGUCCCUGCAGUCAAAGGAGCAGCUGCUUGACCUUCUACUUAGACACGAGCAAUGCCGUCUGGUUGUCUGGGUCAACCCACUCAAUAACGCCAACAACCAAGCUCUGGCUCAGUUGGUUGGUAAAGCACCAACUGAAGCUGCCCUUCUACCGCUUAUACGCACAGCUUGGUGGCAGGAUCCUGCUAUUGCGAUUGAGCUAGCAACACGAUUCCCCUUUCCUCGUCUGCAGCGCGAUAUCAGGUUCCUGCUCCUUACCAUGCCUGAAAAGGCCAUUUUCGAGCCUGAAGCUCUGCACAUGAUCUUUGGAGGGUCUCUUCCCGAUGAUGUUGGCGCACAACAGCUCAAGUAUUUGCUAUACUGGGAGCCUGUGAACCCCGUGACAGCGGUUACCAUGUUCCUUCCAGCAUACCAGGAUCAUCCCUUCGUAAUCCAGUACGCCAUGCGUGCGCUGGAGAGUCACUCCGUCGAUGUGACCUUUUUCUAUGUUCCCCAAAUCGUCCAGUCCCUCCGCUACGAUAGCCUUGGAUAUGUGAAGCGGUAUAUCCUGGAAACUGCUCAGUUCUCUCAGCUGUUUGCUCAUCAGAUUAUCUGGAACAUGAAGGCCAACUCGUACAAGGACGAUGAUGCUCAAGUUCCUGAUGAAAUUAAGCCAACCCUUGAUACCGUUAUGGCUCAGAUGAUUGACGAGUUUGCGACUGAGGAUCGUGUCUUCUUCGAGAGAGAAUUUGCCUUCUUCGAUGAGGUGACUGACAUCUCUGGCAAGCUUAAACCAUACAUCAAGUUGUCAAAGCCGGAGAAGACGCAGAAGAUCGAGGAAGAGUUGCGCAAGAUCAAGGUUGAGGUCGGCGUCUACCUGCCUAGUAACCCCGAUGGUGUUGUCAUUGGUAUUGAUCGCAAGUCCGGUAAGGCUCUGCAGAGUCACGCUAAAGCGCCAUACAUGGCCACGUUCCGUAUCCAAAAGAACAAGGGCGGAGUCUCUGAAGUUGAUGAGAUGAUGGAGGAGAAUGACGGAGAGGGCCACGGAACCCCUGAGAGGACUGUUGAGGUCUGGCAGUCAGCUAUUUUCAAGGUCGGCGACGAUUGUCGACAGGAUGUCCUGGCGUUGCAGAUGAUUGCGGCGUUCCGAGGCAUCUUCCACGAUGUUGGCCUAGACGUCUAUGUCUUCCCUUACCGAGUCACAGCCACAGCUCCCGGGUGCGGUGUCAUUGAUGUGCUUCCCAACUCGAUCUCACGAGAUAUGCUUGGUCGUGAGGCUGUCAACGGCCUUUACGACUACUUCAUCUCCAAGUACGGCAACGAGAACUCGCUCCGAUUCCAGCGCGCCCGCAGCAACUUUGUCAAGUCAAUGGCUGCUUACUCGGUCAUUUCUUACCUGCUGCAGUUCAAGGAUCGACACAACGGUAACAUCAUGAUCGACGACGCCGGCCACAUCCUGCACAUUGAUUUCGGUUUCUGCUUCGACAUCGCCCCUGGAGGUGUCAAGUUUGAGCGCGCCCCUUUCAAGCUCACAACUGAGAUGGUGGCUGUCAUGGGCGGCUCGAUGGAGCACCAAAGCUUCAAAGCAUUUGAAGAGCUUUGCAUCAAGGCAUUUCUUGCCAGUCGCCAGUACUGCGAGAAGCUGAGCCAGAUCGUCCUGCUCAUGAUGGACAGCGGCCUCGACUGUUUUAAGCCUGAGAGUGUCAAGCACUUCCGUGAGCGUUUUGUCCUGGACAAGAGCGAGCGCGAAGCGGCCAACUUUAUGAAACAUCUCAUCAAGACCAGCUACUCGAGCUACAGUACUAGUGUAUAUGACCACUUCCAGCUUUUGACCAACGGUAUUCCCUAUUAA
Molecule: messenger RNA, 5808 nt
Organism: Fusarium sp. VM40
Lineage: Eukaryota; Fungi; Ascomycota; Sordariomycetes; Hypocreales; Nectriaceae
Source: the annotation of a GenBank genome assembly